AUGGAAUUGUUAAAGCCGUCGAACUAUACCCUAAAAAGUCUUUGUCCGAAAAUAAAGACAACUGAGCUGGAACUAAGAGAGCAUUUUGAACAGUUUUUUACUAUCAAGGAGGUGAAAGUGAUCAGAAGCGCUGACGGUGUAUCUAAAGGCUACGGUUUUAUAACUUUUGACACUGACGACGAAGCGGACACAGUUCGCGGAAUGUCGCCAGAGAAAUUGGAAUUCAAAGGUCGCAAACUGAAUCUCGGACCGGCUCUUAGACGGAUGUCGCAGCGUUACUCUACCGUGGCAGAUUAUGCAAUUGCUACUCCAACAGGACUGGUACAGUCUCCCACUUAUGGUUAUACAUAUUCCUUUCCGCCGCAGCCACCAUUCGUUAUGGUCAACACACCACAGGCCUAUGUGUACACGCCCGGGUCACCAGUUCCACAGGCAAUGAUUUAUCCUGUUGCUGCACCAGCUAACACUAAUGCUGAGCAACCAGCUGGUGGAGGUGCAAACGGAGCAGUCACCACUCCCGACAGUUCUCCCACACGCAACCAGCCACCAGUUCAAAAUGCUGAAGUGGUGGUGCCGGUAGCGGCUAAGGUUCCUGCUACGCCACCUGCUACUGCUGCCAGCUCUUCAGUAUCUGUGGUUACCGCGCCAGUGCCUGUUCAACAGCCACAACCCUGUAUCCAAUAUCCAGUGUAUCUGCAACCACAAGCGCCACCUACUCCUGUGAGUUUCCAUUUCUUGGACGCUGCACACUGUGGAGAUGUAACCCCAACUGUCGUUGCGCACCCACGUGGUUCACCUACAAAUGUUUACAAUUCGCACAUGGCUUCCGUUCACUCGGCGCCAUACUUCUCCACUCCAGACGGUCAUGGAGUUCCAUACCAACAGACAUUCUACUACAAUAACACUCCAAUGGCCGCAGCUGGCGAUGCGGCAAACAUGCAGAUGAUGUACGGUAAUGGAGCUCCCCCAGGCGCUACACCGCUGUACGGUGCUCACGAAUACACACCCCCACCGAAUCAACAACACCCGCACGACUCACCACCAAUCGCUCAAGGACUCUUCACGCCUUCACCGCAUCAUGGAAGCACUCCUCAGGUGGUGUAUGAGGUAUACGUUCUUGUUCAACGACAUAGUGAACUCAUUCAUUAA
Molecule: messenger RNA, 1149 nt
Organism: Haemonchus placei
Lineage: Eukaryota; Metazoa; Nematoda; Chromadorea; Rhabditida; Trichostrongylidae
Source: the annotation of a GenBank genome assembly